AAUUAAAUGAUUAAUAUAUAUUUAAUAAUAAUUAUUUUGAAUGAUUUAUUAACAUUAUGAGUAAUUUAACAAAUAAAUUGCGGAUACUUGCAAUUCAUGGAUAUGCUCAAUCAGAUAAUAUUUUUAAAACAAAAUUAGGCUCUUUACGAAAAGGAUUUAAAAGAGAAAUUGAUUUCAUAUUUUUAAAGGCACCACAUAAAGUUCCAAUGAAAAGUAAUUUUGAUAUUGAUGAUAUUGAAGAAGCAUAUGGAUGGUGGUUCAAUACAAAAGAUCAUAUAUUUAAAGCAAUUGUGCCAAGUAACUCAGUUAUAGGUUUUGAAGAUAGUAUAACUGUAAUUGAAAAGAUAUUUCAAGAAUCCGGACCUUUUGAUGGUAUUUUAGGAUUUUCACAAGGUGCAGCAUUUGUUAUUAUACUUUGUUUUAUGCAACAAAAAAAUUUGUUACAAAUCAAAUUUGAUUUUGCAAUUAUUAUAUCAGGAUUUAAGUCAUUAUGUGCACCUCAUGCAAUAUAUUAUGAUGGAAAAAACAUACCCUCUUUACAUAUAUAUGGAAAGACUGAUAAAAUUAUACCAACAGAAAUGGCAGAAGAAAUUAGUGAAAUGUUUAUAAAUAAAAUAAAAAUAACACAUGAAGGAGGCCAUUAUAUACCAAGUAAGAAAGAAUAUUAUAAAGAAUUUAUUAUGAAAAUGUUUUUAAAUAAAAACAAAAAUAAUUAAAAAUGUUUAAUUAUUAUCUCAUGGUAUAUAAAAGAUUAUUUAUAUUAAAAUAUAAACAAUAUAAAUCUAUAUAAAUUGUAAACUAUAAGUACAAGUAAAAUAUUAGAGCGAUAUUAGUAAAUUUAUUUAAAUCAAUUAUAAGUAAACACUGUAUAAUAUUCACUAAAAAUGAAAUUUGUUAACAUUUUAUAUUUAGAGUUGUAUAUGGUAGCCAAGAUAAGAGAACAUGAAUAUAAUAAUAAAUUGAAAUGAUUUUAUUCAAA
This is a messenger RNA of Apis florea (little honeybee), 979 nucleotides long. Its product is annotated as esterase CG5412. Gene Ontology annotation, molecular function: hydrolase activity. The record is from RefSeq and is a predicted model, not a curated record. Gene Ontology annotation, cellular component: nucleus; cytoplasm. Gene Ontology annotation, biological process: response to retinoic acid. Lineage: Eukaryota; Metazoa; Arthropoda; Insecta; Hymenoptera; Apidae.